This is a messenger RNA of Microcebus murinus (gray mouse lemur), 2823 nucleotides long. Its product is annotated as interferon regulatory factor 4-like. Gene Ontology annotation, biological process: regulation of transcription by RNA polymerase II; immune system process. Gene Ontology annotation, molecular function: RNA polymerase II cis-regulatory region sequence-specific DNA binding; protein binding; DNA-binding transcription factor activity, RNA polymerase II-specific. The record is from RefSeq and is a predicted model, not a curated record. Gene Ontology annotation, cellular component: nucleus. NCBI's taxonomy places the organism in Eukaryota, Metazoa, Chordata, Mammalia, Primates, Cheirogaleidae.
CUAGCUCUGUGAUCUCAUUAUAGGGCUUCAACCUCUCUGAACUUCAGUCUUAUUAACAUUAAAAUAGGUCGUUAUACGUCCCUCUUUUGCUGUAGUGAGAACCCAUUGAGACACUGAAGAAAAGUGUUCAGCCAGGCCCGGGACCUGUGAUGAGACUUGGCAUAUUUAAGGAAUUAAGUGUGGCCCGUGGACCACCUGCAUUGGAACCCCCUGGGGAACUCAUUAAAAUGCGGUUUCCUGGGCUUCCUGUCCAGAAAGUCCGGUUCUGCAGGUCUGGGACGGAGGUCAUGAGUGUGCAUUUGAAACCAGUCGCUGCCUCCCAAAUCUGGCAAGAGUUGGUUUGGAAGCUCUGUACCUGUCAAACCUCGACGGUCCAGCUCCUGAAGAGCCUGAGAAGUUUCCAGGUGGGCUGGGAGGAGCAGAUAACAGGUGCAGGGGUGAGGAAGGUCACGUCUCUGGGUGUCCCUCCUCCUCCCAACCCGGUAUGCUACGGCAGGGCUGUGUCCCACUGCGCCUCUCCUCUCCACCCCCAGAAGAGGCCCGGCGCCCUCCAGGCCAGGUUGCCAGGGGGAGGGGCGAAAGGAAAAGGUCUCCGGGAGAGGAAACAAAAUGGAAAGUGAAACCGGACCACCCAGAGUUUCACUUUCGUCGCCUCCGAGCACCGUCCAGGUGGCCCAGUGAUCCCCAGACUAGCAGAUCCAGCAGCUGUGAGCCCAGGACUUGGCCCCUGGCGUACUGCGUUCCCAAUGGCCAGCAGCCCCUGGAGGAAGAAGCAGCAGAAAGUCCCUGAUGACAGCAGGCGACCUACAGCAGGAGCCAGAGGUCCCCUGCGCCUCCGAGACUGGCUGGUGGCACAGAUCGAGAGUGGGCGCUACCCGGGGCUGCACUGGGAGGACACGGGCAAGACCCUCUUCCGCAUCCCCUGGAAGCACGUAGCCAAGCAGGGCUACCAGGCACAGCAAGAUGCGGCGCUCUUCAGGGCCUGGGCUGUGCACAAGGGCAAGCACCUGGAGGGCAGCGACAGGGAGGACCCCUCCACCUGGAAGACGCGGCUCCGCUGUGCCCUCAACAAGAGCGCUGACUUCCGUGAGGUGCGUGAGCGCAGCCGGCUGGACAUCUGCAACCCCUACAAGGUCUACAGGAUUGUGUCUGGUGAUGCCCGUGGUCCAGUUGCCAAGGCCUCUGAUCCCCCUGAAGAGGGGGGCAUUCCCUCCAGCCAGCAGGAGUCCCCUGGGGAAGUGACUGAGCCCGCCUGUGGGACAGACCAGGAAGGCUCCAGAUUAGCCACAGAGGAAGAGGACAAGGAGCAGCCCCCCAGGCUGGCCCAGGAGGGCUUGUUGCCACCAGCCACCCUCCUCCCAGGCCCUUUGGCUGACCACGCGUACCAGGCAUGGGACACCAAACACCCUUGGAGUGUAGCGCUCUCUGAGGACUCCAGCAACCCUGGCUGCUGGCUGCACGUGCGGGUCUUCUACGGCGCGGCGCUGGUGCGGGAAGCCACCGCGCGCUCCGCUGAGGGCUGCCGUCUGAGCCCGAAGGUGGCUGCCGCCACCACCGCCGUGGAGCGCCUGCUGGGGCCACCCCCAAGCGUCGCGCAAGUCCGCUUUCCCGAGCCGCCGCCAGGCGCCCACGUGCUGCAGCGCCUGAUGCGCCACCUAGAGCGCGGCGUGCUGCUGUGGGUGGCGCCCGAGGGCGUGUUCGCCAAGCGCCUGUGCCAGGGCCGCGUGUACUGGCGUGGCCCGCUCGCCCCGCACCGCGCGCAGCCCAACAAGCUGGAGCGUGAGCAAACCUGCCAGCUGCUCGACACGCGCCGCUUCCUGGAGGAACUGCGCGCCCACCUGCAGGAUGGUCACCCGGAGCCAGAGUACCAGAUCCGUCUGUGCUUUGGCGAGGAGUACCCAGGCCCUCCAGACCAGCCCGAAGAGCGGCUCGUCAUGGCCCAUGUGGAGCCGGUCUUCGCCCGCCAGCUCCUCCUGCACUCGAAGCGCCGGGGCUCCGGCCCCCAGCCCGGUCCUUAGCCUGGAGUCGCUACAGCAUCACCACCUUCUGAUGCAGCUGAGCUAAGCGGUUGCUUCCUCCUCUUAAGGCAGCCCCCCACAGGGUGCGGACCCUUACCCCUAACCCAGCCCUGCACACACUGAGCCAGUGGAGUUGGGGCCUCUCUCACCUGUUGCCCAGGUUGGUGGGACAGCAGAAGCCAAUCGUGCCUCUACCUCUCUGCAACGGGGAUGGAGUUCUGGACCGGCCGGUAGGCGGCACCGCCGGGCCACUGGGCCUGGGGCCUUGAGGCCCCGGAAAUGCAGCAACUGGGGCAGAAACAAGACUUCAUCCUUUGUGGAGAACGCAACAUACCAGUAGCGGCUUACUUAGAGCAUGCCUAAACCUGCAAUUGAGCUCAUUGUGGCGUUUGCUGAGUGUAUGACAGUUAGAUCCUCAGGGUUGUUUAGACUGGGGCCACCCAGUAACAAAAUUGCCUGGCCUCAGAGCGGCUCUGAGUUUCCGAACCCUUUCUCUGCCCUGCCACUAAUCUCUCUUCUUUAUUUGGGGGACUAGGCAGGGUCCCCAAACUGAGGACUUGAUCUGAACCCUGGGCUUUGGAUGCUAACCAUUGAACCGCCAGCACCUGUAGGACACUGUCUUUGGAGAAACGGAGGCAGGCCCCAAAACUCAGCCCUAAGGCAGAGGCUAAAGUGGGAGUCCAGCCCCUCUCCAAGCCCCCUGAUCUUUGCAAACUGUAAGUUGCAGUGAAUCCUUGAGAAUCCAGGUUUGGAGCAUAAGCAUAAAGCUGUUCCCCCUGGCUUUGAGUAAAGUUAUCAGACCUUU